GAUGCAGCAAAAUAAAACAAAACACAAUAAAUACUUUUUUCAUUAAGUAUGGAAGCUGGAAUUUAUCAAGAUUGCAGAAGUGUUAUUGAUCAAUUCGUUAAUAACGAUGAUGACUCGUUUACAGGCUUUAGUAAAGAAUGGCUUAAAUUGAAGUUCUAUAAUAUAUACUACAGUCAAACGUCAACAACUGAAUUAUUACAAACAACAACAGCAAUUCUGCAGUUUACAAGACGAUGCAUUUGUGGUGAAGAGAGAUGGACUUCAGAUGAAAAAAAAUUUCAAAAGCAACGUGUAGGAGCGCUCUUUUUGAUGUAUGCAGUAUAUUUUAAACAGCCUACUAAGGAAUAUGUUAAAAUUCAAUUAAGUAUAGAAACAUUUACAACAAUUAAGAUGUUUAUCGAUGCUAUAACAGAGACUCCAGUUCGUAAUGAAGUAGAAUAUGUAUUUUGGAAAAUGGUGAAGUGCAAUGCAUUUAGAUUUUGUGCCACUGACUUUUUAAGUGGCCUAGAAGAUCUUGUCAAUUAUGAUCAUAUUGAUUGUACAAACACAACCAAUGGACAACUGAAACGAGCUAGUUCAUUGAAAUGUGAGUUCAAGGAUGUAAUAUUAAAUACAAAUGUUACAGUACCACUGAGUAAAGUGGAACAGAUAUAUAAUAAUGUAAAAAGCGAUCUAGUUCAAAAUUAUAAAUUAAAUAAAUUAACUUUGCCGCCGACACAAGCUAUUAAGGAAUUAAACGAAGUGUGUGAAGAUAUGUCUAAAAUGUUUGAAUCUAAUGAAACUGAUAGUACUAACACCACCAAUACUAAAGUGAUUCCAAAUUCAAGGAAUGCUUUAAAGAGAAAAGCUCAUAAAAAAAUAACCAGUCCGAUACUGUCAGAAGCCGAUACAACAGGCAAACGUGCCGGUAACUAUAAGGGCAGAACAAAUGUACGUCAAAUUAUGACAAAUCCGUUAUCAGCAGACCUUAACGAUGAAAUUGAAUGAGAGAAAUUAUUAAACUUCAAAACAUAUAACAUAUAAUGAAUGAUGAAUAUACGAAUAAUGAAUAUAGUAUUUCAAAUAUUUUAUUAUUUAAGCUAA
This is a messenger RNA of Teleopsis dalmanni, 1083 nucleotides long. RefSeq names its product snRNA-activating protein complex subunit 1 (gene Pbp45). The record is from RefSeq and is a predicted model, not a curated record. Lineage: Eukaryota; Metazoa; Arthropoda; Insecta; Diptera; Diopsidae. Gene Ontology annotation, cellular component: snRNA-activating protein complex. The coding region runs from base 49 to 987 and encodes 312 amino acids. Gene Ontology annotation, biological process: snRNA transcription by RNA polymerase III; snRNA transcription by RNA polymerase II. Gene Ontology annotation, molecular function: sequence-specific DNA binding. The transcript has a single exon.